This is a messenger RNA of Hylaeus anthracinus, 1237 nucleotides long. RefSeq lists its product as uncharacterized. Gene Ontology annotation, cellular component: membrane. NCBI's taxonomy places the organism in Eukaryota, Metazoa, Arthropoda, Insecta, Hymenoptera, Colletidae. The record is from RefSeq and is a predicted model, not a curated record. The transcript is spliced from 5 exons. Bases 140 to 628 code for a protein of 162 amino acids.
AUGUGGAGCAUUGAUGAGACUAAAAAAAAAAAAAAAAAAAAUCGUACGUUUGAGUGUGUAUAUGCAUAUAUUGAAAUUGGAUCUUAGGAGUGAUUUAUCAGAAAACAAUGAAUUUUAACAUGUGUCGGCAACGAAGGAAAUGACAAUGUCUCACUCGGUAACCGUCAGAACGCAAACGAUGACUAGCCACUCCACUUCGGUCAUUAUCAACAGCGGCUACUUGAAGACGUGGGGCGGCAUCAUCAAGUUGUUGCAGCUGACGCUUGGAGUCGUUUGCGUGGGAAUAAUCGGUCAUCAGUUCACCACAAAUCAGUAUUUCGUCACCGCUGAAUUAUUUUUCCUACUAAUAAUGACAACAUUUAUGAUUGGUACAUUUAUUAUCAUCGUGAGCUGCUUAGCAUCGUUCUCAACUUCUUCAAUUAUCGUCAAAACCAUUUAUGAACUCAUGUACCACGCGAUAGCAUUCGGACUGAUUCUAGCCGCGUCGCUAACGUUUCUGGUGAACGUUUCCAACAGAAAUCAAAGAGGCUACGAAGUGCUGAUGACUGGUGCUAUCUGUGGUUUGGUGAACUCGGCGCUAUAUUUUCUGAGCACCAUCAUAGCUGUGCGCACGCACAGAGGACUUUAAGGAGACCGUUGCGUUUUUUUGUCAAGAAUCUUCAAACAUCUGCGUGUCUGUAACCCUUUGCGAUCCGUAUGUCGAGUUUACCUCGAUGUAAUGAAACGAGAAAAUUUCAACCGCAAAGGUUUAAAUUGCUCGUCCAAUUGGUUUCGUAUACUCUGUAAACUGUGGACUGAUUUGGAUCACGGUGAUUCGAUGCCAAACGUGAUUUAAGUAUUAUCUAAGUCACGACUUUUUAUACCUGAGUGUAAUUCAAACGAUAUAUUUAUAUUUCAUACAUACACACGUACUGCCAUCGCGCUAUUUAACUCUCUAAACGUAUUACGUCGACGAUCAGCUCGUCUCAGACGCACAGAGCGAUGAACGAAUUACAAAUUAAAUUAUAGGUUUUUUUACGCGAUAUACAGACACUCCCCACACACUAACUGAUAUACUACGUGGGCAUUUUGUACUCCUUAUACUGAUCUACAUGCGUCAUUCGCACAAGUUUUUUUUUCUUUUUGUAACUAUAUUUAUAUAAAGUAUAUAAACACGCGUACACGGAUAUUUAUUGUACUUAUAUGUAAUAUUUUUAAUAUAAGAAAACAAGACGAAAUAAAACAUUUCAUAAAGACA